AUGCGUUUCCGCGCGGUUCUCGAUACCUUUCAAGCGCGUUACUAAAUGAUGAUGAUCAUCAUGAUCAGAUUUGUUGCAUUUUAUUUUAUGAUUUCAGAUAGACACGUUGUUUCUUUAUUUCAUUGUGUUUUGACAAGGCUUUAGUUGAGUUCUUUGUCUACGAUAGUAAAAAAAUACUUUGUACCGCAUGGUGAAAGUUGUGCUUGCGAAGACAGCGCGAGGUGCGCGCGAGGAGCAUCACUGCGCGUGAACGUGAUGAACAAAGAUGAUCAUUUAAUGAUAUCAAAUCACAUCAUCAAGGAUCGGCUCAUCAUAUCAAACACAUUAUCCCCCAGUGCUGCCGAACGGACCAAAUGAUGAUUAUCCCAGAACGCGUGCCGACAGCUCUUGCGUCUGAUUUCACCAGCCUGAUGGACUGACAGGUGAAGAAUUAAAAACGGAGAAGAGAUGGAUGUGUCUCUCCAAAGGAGUUUGAGUGUUUUGGAUCGUCUUCUCCUUACACACUCCAUAUGGUUGCAGCUGUCCGUCAACCCUACCUCUGCUCACCAAAUCCUACAGAGAGAGAUUGUGGGGACAUUUCUGGUGUGUAAGUGUAGCGCCUCCCACAGAAAGGUUCUUUGUGUGCGAGUAGGGGAGUCUGGUGUGUGUGUUUCACAGUAUCCCAUCCGUGAAGAAGACUCCACAUUUUCUUUAGAAUGUUCAGCCCUGAGCUUCCCGGAUCUCUGCAGACUUGUGGCCUUUUACACAGUCAGCAGAGAUGUGUUGCCUUUACCUCUUGAGCUCCCAGAAGCAAUUGUACAGGCAACAACACAUACACAGCUGGAAAACAUUUCACAUUUGGGUUUGGAGUUUUGGAGUUCUCAGACAUCUCCUGGCCUUCCAAAUGGUCCCCCUCCACCUUCAAAACCCCACCGAACGCCCAGGGUCAUAAACCCCUGUUUCAUUAAUCCCCUGUUCCUUCAACCACCCCAGCCCAGCAGAGCUGCCUCACAUAAACGUCACCGCUUCAAACGUAGCCUCAGGGUCCGUGUGUCCAAUGAAACCUCUCUUAGUCUGUCAGGUGGAGAAUCGGAUUUAACCCAGGGGGAGCGACCUAAAGAGAAUGCCAACCAGGAUGGCCAGAGGAGGACAGGAGGGAUAAGCAUGCUCAGGAGGACUCAAGCUCUGUCUCCCACCUCAGAAGAGGAGGACGAACAGAUGAUGGGCCAAAUACCGUCGAGUAACUUAAUGCCACAGCGUGACGAUGAUCAACUCAACAAAGCUCCUGAAGAUGGUGGGGUUUGCCUCGCUUUGGAAAGAACUCAUGCUCCUUCUCUUGCUGAACUGGACAGCAAUAGCUCUUUUAGUAGUCUGGAAGAAGAGGACAACCUCUUGGACUCUGCCGAACAAUGGCCACCUGCCGCACGAGGUACUCGAUUCCCCUCUGCGAACCCCACUUCCACCUUGCGCCGCAUGACUGCCGCUUUCGUCUGUGUGUUUGCUCCUGAACGACGAGUUGCCCGAUUGGUAGAUGAACUCUCCCGCGACAGACGCUCUACAUUUGGGUCAUUGGUGCAAGAUUUUCUAGAGAAACAGAGGCAGGAGAUGAAGGCCUCUAGUUCUGCUGUCAAGAUUCUUGAAGGGUUGAGGAGAUUUCUGUCCCAAGCCAAGAGCCUCCUUCUGGAAGCAGGAGAAAUUGAGCCUCCGAUUGAGACGUUGGUGCCUGAGAAUGAGAAAGAUCUUGCUCUGGAGAAAGCUCUGUUUGGCUGUGUGUUAAAGCCGUUGAAGGUUCAGCUGCACCAGACGCUCGUCUCUUUGCAUACUCUGGACGGCUCCUUACAGAGGAUCACAGACAGGAUGUUGGCCUGCCAGGAGGGGGCGCUAGAGCAUUUGGGUGUACGAGUGGGGGUCCUGGAUAUUCGAGGCAUAGAACGAGCAAAGACUAAGCUCACACUUAUGCAACGAAGCCAUUCGCCUAUUGAUAAGGUGUUGCUUUUGCUGCAGGUGUGCAAGAGCGUGUACAAAGCCAUGGGGACCCAACCGGAUCAGCCAGUGGGGUCAGAGGACUUCCUUCCGGCAUUGGCCUAUGUCCUAGUGCAGUCUAACAUCCCACAACUACUGCUGGAGACAGAGUACAUGAUGGAGUUGCUUGAUGCAUCAUGGCUGACAGGAGAAGGUGGAUAUUAUUUGACAACUGUGUAUGCCAGCCUGUACCUGAUCCAGAGCAAGCCUGGGACCGUGCCCACCUGUAGUCUAACCAGUGAGACUCAAGAAAGCUUGCGCGAGUGGAGCAGGAGGCGUGGCCAAGAGGCCAAAACCCAGAAAGACAAUCAGCAGAAACAGAGGUUCGUACGUGUGUUAUUUCAGGACGACAGUCGUAGUGCAAUGCGAACACUUCUCUGGAAGGCGGGGGAAAAUGUAGACGCUUUAGCCCAAAUUUGCGCUGGGCUUUUUGGUGUGAAAGAGCCCCAGCGCUACUGUCUGUUCUGGAGGAAUGAAGGGGAAAUGCGCACACUACCUGCCAAUUUUCAGCCUAAUGAACUGGGCAUGCAUGAGGGGGUUUCUCUGUCCUAUCUCCGCUCCGAUCAUGACUUCAGCAAGAUGCGCAGACUGACCAGAGGGGGUGCUGUGGAUCUGGGGGAGUCUGUGUAUGAGGAGUAAGGAAUUCUGAUCUUUAAUGCUGAAGGGUUUAUGGAUGUUAUAUAAUUAUUUUUUAUGUGUACACGGUUGUGUGAGUCUGGUUUGUGCAGUCAGGAAGAACAACAGCAGUGUAUAUGAAUCAAACUUACAGGUGAUCCAAAGGUGAGAUGGUAACAAUGCAAAAGGCAAUAUCUGCUUAAAAGACUUGCUGUGAAAAGUCUAAUAAUCUAAGUUUCAAUUGUCACUCAUUGAUUGGCUUGUCAGAAGUGUUUACUGCCCAAAACAAUACCAAAUGUAUGUAUGUACGCAUCUGACAUGUUGUGUGUGUGAUGGACUGAUUAUGUUUUGUUUCAUAGUGACAUUAAGGGAAUAGAGAGUUUUUCCAAAACUGUCAUUGAUAACUGUGAAAUGAUUCUUAAUGGUGUCUUUUGUUAUUUUCCAUGGAAAACUAAUGAGUAAAUAAUGAGAGAAUCUUAAUUUCCUGUCCAUAUCACACUAUAUAUAAAUAUGUGAACACAUGCUUCUUGCUACAAAAUGUGUCACAAUAAAAUUUUGUAGAGCAAAAACUUCAAUUCUAAAAUGUUCCCACAAUUUUGUUAUAAACCUUUCCCUCGUUUUUAAAAUUUGUGGUUGCUAAAGUAUUACCUGAACUGUAGUAGUUGAGCUGAACAUUGAAUAAUGAAUAAUGUAAGUUUUUUUUAUCUGAAAAGAGGGAUGUAGUGAUUCAAUUUAUAAUUAUGUGAAUAUUUCAUGUAAAUAGAUUCAGAAGAACAAAUAAUAAAUGCUAUAUUGUGUUGCUAUGUACAAAUUUCACCUUGGUGGGCAGAUAAACACGAGAGCUUGAUUCAGCUGCAAUCAUGAAGAUAAUUCCAAUGCUGUUGAGCAAGUAAAGUUAAGAAAUGGAACAACAGUGGAGGUUUCCUGCUUUCAAUGGCCACAAAAUAUGAAAAAUAUUUUUUUAAAGACAGAUUCUAGUUAUAGAUU
This is a messenger RNA of Triplophysa dalaica, 3603 nucleotides long. RefSeq names its product Ras and Rab interactor 1b (gene rin1b). Gene Ontology annotation, biological process: vesicle-mediated transport. The coding region runs from base 448 to 2640 and encodes 730 amino acids. Gene Ontology annotation, molecular function: small GTPase binding; guanyl-nucleotide exchange factor activity. NCBI's taxonomy places the organism in Eukaryota, Metazoa, Chordata, Actinopteri, Cypriniformes, Nemacheilidae. The transcript has 11 exons. Gene Ontology annotation, cellular component: endocytic vesicle; cytosol. The record is from RefSeq and is a predicted model, not a curated record.